AUGUCUCGAUACUUGAGUUAUAAAGAGGAAUGCGAAAGAUUACAAAAAUUAUUAGCGGAAGUUUCAACAGAUGAAAAAUCUCUUAAUGAGGAAUAUGAAGAAAUUGUUGAUGAAGAAUUAAUUAGUGAUCAUUUAUCGAAUUCAGAAGAGGAGCUAGAUUCAGACAGUGAAGUGUACGUUUGUGAAUCCACCGAUGAUUACGUUGGGAAAGACGGUAAAACGAUAUGGCAUAAAAAGGAGCCAAGGAAAAAUGUGAGAACUCCUGCUCACAAUAUCAUUUCAAAACUGCCUGGAAAUAUUGGCGAAACAAAAAAUGUAUCCUCGCCAAUAAAUUCUUGGACAUUUCUGAUUGAUGAAAGUAUGAUAUCAAUUAUUGUCGAGUGCACGAACAUUUUUAUUCGAUCAAUUGCAUGUAAAUUUGGAAGUGAAAGAGACGCUCAUCCUACAAAAAUUUCUGAAAUAAAGGCAUUUAUAGGACUUCUCUAUUUUGGUGGACUGCACAAAUCUUCCCAUGUAAAUGUAAAGGACCUCUGGGCUACUGAUGGAACAGGAAUUGACAUAUUCCACCGUACUAUGUCAUAUAAACGUUUUUUAUUUCUGAUGAGGUGUGUCAGAUUUGAUGAUAUAAGAGAUCGUUCUUCUAGAAGAGAAGUGGAUAAACUUGCUCCCAUCAGAAAUAUUUUUGAAAUGUUCGUCGCAAAUUGUCAAAAAGUUCAAACUCUUGGAGAAUAUGUGACAAUCGACGAAAAAUUAGAACCGUUCAGAGGAAGGUGUUCAUUUCGACAGUACAUGCCAAAUAAACCAGCCAAAUAUGGAAUAAAAAUUUUUGCCUUGGUAGAUGCGAGAACAUUUUAUACAUGGAACCUAGAGAUUUAUGCAGGAAUUCAACCAGCAGGACCAUAUAACGUUGAAAAUGGCCCAGACAAAAUUGUAAAGAGAUUACUAGAACCUAUUUUCAAUUCAGGACGCAACCUAACUGUUGACAAUUGGUACACUAGCUAUGAUUUAGCAAAAGACCUAUUGAAGAAAAAAAAUUACACUUGUGGGAACAAUCCGAAAAAAUAA
Molecule: messenger RNA, 1065 nt
Organism: Argiope bruennichi
Lineage: Eukaryota; Metazoa; Arthropoda; Arachnida; Araneae; Araneidae
Product: piggyBac transposable element-derived protein 4-like
Exons: 1
Coding region: 1-1065 (354 amino acids)
Source: RefSeq, a predicted model, not a curated record